UUCAUACUCCCGACUUCCACCGGAGGAAGAAGAUGGCAGCCGAGGCGUGAUUAUCGGCGGUCCACUUCCCUAGUAGAACGCGCUCAGUCUGCCACGGUUUUCGCGUCGAGUGAACCUCCGCGGCGGCAUGUACUGAUAACACAUACACAUUUAUAUAAUAGAAUACAUAAUUAUAGAUUCGGAUUUUUUGGUAUUUUAGAGAAACAGAAAAAAAAAAUUGUCUCUCUGUAUUGGCCCAAUAGCCGGACAGAGAGAGAGCGAGAAUAGUCAUAACGUAUGAGUCUUAAGGUCAGGUAGUUUGCGACGAUUAUGCGUGAGACGAGAAGAAGUAACGCCAUCCUAGUGUUUAACGAGCGUCAUGUAAUAUGGAAUUAAACAAUGUUGUUAAGACGUAAACAUGUUUUGGGUACAUUGUGGACUCUUUGUUCUCGUGAUCGCUGUACCUGGAUUUAUUAGCAGCGCCGACAGCACGUCCAAACGAGAAGCUGACUAUACAUUGGACGAUUCCUUUUGGAAUGAGGAAUCUCCUUCUGGUGAAGUCGAACGACUACUACGUCAGUAUCGACAAAACCAGGAACUAGUACAAAAUAUCCGAUCGCAUUACUAUCAGAUCAUCUAUCCAGUGCAGCUUCGCCAUCACGAGAAAAUGGGGAUAUCCACAAGAGACGCAAGCGCUCCCAAGUACCCUCAAAGAGGUGGCUUCGGAGACAGCGGAUAUCAAAAUGCUAGGGGAAGACCCAGAAGUGGAAGACACUAUCAUCGGACGUCCCUUUUAAUCAAGGCCUUCAAUCACAAAUUUCGCCUAGACUUAGAGCUAAAUACGCAACUUUUAGCACCGAAUUUGAUUCAAAAAGACUUUUUAGUUGAGAACGCGGAACAAGUUGCAAAACAGGAAAUAGAACAUUGUUACUACCAUGGCACUGUGAGGGAUUACCCAGGUGCCAGUGCGGCUUUUCAUACAUGCAACGGAGUCAGCGGGGUAAUACACUUAGGCAACGAGACUUUUGUCAUACAUCCUUUUUACGGAGGAGAUUUGUCGCAGAAACAUCCUCACGUCAUAUUUGAAGCAAAAACAAAAGCUAGCAAAGGCUGCGCCAAUUCGGGCAAUCUUGAGUGGCUUGUGAAAAACCGCAGGCAGAAACAUGUGGGCCUGACGGAACCGAUUUUCAAUCGCUUCAAAAGAGACGUUCGUGAAGCUGAGAAAUUCAUCGAAACUGCCAUCGUUAUCGACAAAGCCAUGUUCGAUAAACGAAACGGUAGCUCUAGAGCUGAGGUCGUCCACGAUAUUAUUCAAAUUGCCAAUAUUGCCGAUUUGUACUUCCGUACAUUGAACACUAGAGUAUCAGUAGUAUACAUCGAAACAUGGCAAGGCGGUAACCGAGCGAGUAUCGAUAAAACCAUGGAUAUUGGUCGUGCCUUGCUGGGCUUCAACGAUUACAAUAUGCGACACAUGUAUACUGUUAGCUCCGAUACAACUCAGCUGCUCACGGGCGAAACUUUUGAAGGCGGAGAAUCGGGAAUGGCUGCGCAAGGCACCAUUUGUAGUAAACGUGCCAUAGGAAUUAGUGUCGAUCUCAAUUCUUAUGAACCACAUGUGUUGGCUGGCACGAUGGCUCAUAUGAUUGGUCAUAACAUCGGCAUGGGACACGAUGAUGGAAGAGAAGAAUGCUUUUGUCGGGACUGGCACGGAUGUAUCAUGGCUCGGUCUAUCGUGGGAUUGGAAAAUGUACAGCCCUAUAAAUUUUCUGAUUGUAGCAAAACGGAUUACUCAGAGGUAUUAAAAAAAGGUGAUGGAAUGUGCCUAUUGAACAAACCAAACGAGUCGGGAAUUCAGAGACGAACAUGUGGAAACAGGGUAAUCGACGAUGGGGAGGAAUGCGACUGUGGAAAUAUUGACGAAUGUCAUAAGUUCGAUCCCUGCUGCGAUCCCAUCACUUGCAAACUGACAAGCGAAGCUGAAUGCGCCUCCGGUCCUUGUUGCAACAAGUGUAAGUUGCGGCCGCGAGGAGUCAUUUGUCGUGAAUCGACCAAUGAGUGUGACUUACCGGAAGUGUGCUCCGGUGAGACGGGCCAAUGUCCACCGGACGUUUACAUGAAAAACGGAAACUCAUGCUACAACAAUAAUGGCUACUGCUUUAACGGAUUCUGUCCAGUCUUGGAUAUGCAGUGCGAGCAGAUUUGGGGCUACGGCGGCUCAGCGUCCGAUAAACAGUGCUUUGAGCAAUUCAAUUCGAAGGGAUCGAUCAACGGUCACUGCGGCAUGGACAGUUCCGGUCUCUACAUCAAGUGUGAACCAGAAAAUGUUCGUUGUGGCUCACUUCAAUGUAAAAAUGGAAAUACUAAACCAGUAACGAAUGGAGAGAAUGAUCUUUUUUCUACAACCAUAAUUUACAACAAGGGACAACAAAUCGAGUGCAAAGCCACAACGGCAAGAGUGGAGGGGGCUGAAAUGCCAGAGUUGGGAUUAGUUCGUGAUGGAACGCCCUGUGGAGACAAUUUGAUUUGCCUGAAUCAUACUUGCACGAGCAUCUUUCCUCAUGUGGACCAAUCAAAAUGUCCUAGCAAUCAUAAUAACAACGAGUGUUCGGGAAAUGGCGUAUGCACUAAUAUUAACAAGUGCUACUGCAAUCCUGGCUGGACGGGUCCCGAUUGCUCGAUACAACAAGCUAUACCAACGGCGGCCUCAACCACUUCAACCACCGUCGGCCCUGGUAACGCAAGUAACUCAGAUAUUAAACUGGACAAGAAAGAGACCCCCUACGAGAACUACCACGGCUCUAACACUGUAUUUUUAGUUGGUAUGCUCAUGUCGGUGGUAGGGGGUGUUUUCGUAGUAUUUGCUCUGAUGGCUCUCUGCUACAGGUCAGUCGUAGUACAUAGAAACUUCUCCCUCUGUCUCAGACGGAAGGGUACUUUCCACAAGUACGAUCCACCGUACACGCAAAAACCGACACCGAAGAACUUUAGUGGUCCAUCAAAUAAUCAUCAUUCAGACGUUGCAGCAUUAGAUAGCGUCAAUAAGAUCAUCACUUUUACUGACACUAUGCCUAAGUACAGCCGCGAGACCCAGCGCGUGCUGUUUCGACCCCCAAAUAACAUUGGCAAUGCAGACGGGACACGACUCAAGGAGCAUAAAACACGACUGGGAGUUGACGUUGAGGAAGGAGUUACGGGAACAGGAGACGUUGUUUCAUUCAUUGGUCUGAACGCAAACAAUCUUCCAAAGUUGCCUGAGAAGGGAAUUUUAAAGAAACACGAUGGUUACGCUAUAGGUAGCGGGGGCCAACUAACCGAUGUUGAAACAACACUCAAUAGUUUGAAUGGCUAUCAUGAUGAUAUACUUGAGGCGUUGAGAACAGCGGCGAGCCAUCAAGGCCUGUCAACAACACCGUCCGGUAGUGUUAACAUACUGGAUGAUGAAUCCAUUCGAAAAUCCCUAGCUGAAUGUGGAUAUGGUGACGCUUAUCGAAAGUCAAAUGAUGAGGAUAAUAUUGACAACCAGGAUGAUGAUGAGGAGGAAGAGUUACCAUCUUGUGGUGGACCUAUUCGUAUACGCACGCUAGAAGAUAUCAUUAGACAAUUAGAACAUCAUUCGGCACGACACAUGAGUCCUAGUGAAUCCGAGGAUAUUAGGAUGUCGGAAACAGAAGCCGAUCGUCCUUACAGAGUGGCUUCAUCAGUUUGCAGUGAAUCGUCCCAAGGAAGCAGGAGGUGUAGCAGAGGUCGUGAUGACGACCCAAGAUUUAUCUACGGUCGAUAUCGGCAGCCAUCGGCGAGAAGUCCUUACGGAUCUCAUCAGCAUAGUCAUCAGCAUGUUCACCAAUUACAUGAGGAAGAAGGAAUCUACGAAACUGCUGAUCAAGAUGGAAGCUCAAAUCAUAGGGGCGAUACGCCCGAUAGCGAAAGUGAUGCAUUUAUUCAAGCUCAACAACAAGUAGCCCGGUGGACGAGUGAGGAGGGAAUACAACACCGACUACCACAGCAGCCACCGCCAUCACCACCUUCAUUGGCUGUAUCACCGAUGCCGUUGCAGCAGCAGCAGCAAAGCCAACAUCAUCACCACCAUCAUCAUCAUCAUCAACAGCUUCAACAGAUAAUACUGCAGCAGCAGCAACAGCAUCUGACAACGGAUCAAAAGCCAAUCAAACAGCGUGGCUACUAUCCAUCCCCACCCCACACCGAUAAUGGCUUCGUCAAUGACGAGGCUGAAAAUGCUCAAUCCCAACAAGAAAAUCCCCCCGACGUACGUGGAAUCGAUGUGAAACACUCGCCUAAUAUUAAAAAAUGCCCACUAGACGGUAACUUUAGUCUAGAUUGUAACAUAAUGAAUAACGGUUCCCCUAAAGGAUUAAAUACCAACAACGCUAGUGAUAAUGGAAAUACUGCCCUACAGCCCUCUUCGCAUUUUCCCGAGUACAAGCAUUGAUAAUUUAUUAAUCGACGACAGAUAGUGUCCAAAAAAAAAGAAAAAAAUUAAAAAAAAAAAAUAAAGAUCUAGUGGUGUGACUUAAUCUCGAACUCGCAUUUUAUACUGAAUAGUGUAAAUAACGAUAAACUAUCAUUGCGACAACCAGGUAUUAAAUUAUAUAUAAAUAUAUAUAUAUAUAUAAAUAUAAUAAAUUGAAUUAAAAUUAAUCUAUAAUGAAAAAUGUUUUAUGAAAUAAACAUUAGCAAAAGUGAUUAUUAAACUUAUAACGGAAAAAAAAGAGUCGUUGUACGAUAAUUACUCGCUGGCGACAAGCAAAAAAAAAAAUAAAUAAAUAAUGAUCAGCGAAUUCCUGAUUCCUCGUCCAGGUUUCUAUAUAAGAUAUUCGGUUUUUAAAUCGAGAUAUUGCUGAAAGCGCGCGUGUGUAUCACGCGAAACAACGUCGAUCGAGAAAAUUAUUAUUAUUGCCGACGGCGUACGUUUUUUCCACCGCCCGAUCAAAAAAAAAAAAAAAACGAAAUAA
This is a messenger RNA of Leptopilina boulardi, 4949 nucleotides long. It is a transcript of the gene mmd, whose product is annotated as disintegrin and metalloproteinase domain-containing protein 11. Bases 398 to 4426 code for a protein of 1342 amino acids. The transcript is spliced from 25 exons. NCBI's taxonomy places the organism in Eukaryota, Metazoa, Arthropoda, Insecta, Hymenoptera, Figitidae. Gene Ontology annotation, biological process: membrane protein ectodomain proteolysis. The record is from RefSeq and is a predicted model, not a curated record. Gene Ontology annotation, molecular function: metalloendopeptidase activity.